Messenger RNA from Daldinia loculata, 1139 nucleotides. RefSeq lists its product as uncharacterized. NCBI's taxonomy places the organism in Eukaryota, Fungi, Ascomycota, Sordariomycetes, Xylariales, Hypoxylaceae. The transcript is spliced from 2 exons. The coding region runs from base 263 to 727 and encodes 154 amino acids. The record is from RefSeq and is a predicted model, not a curated record.
CGUUUAUCGUUUUUUCAUUUCUUACAAACAAGGAUAAGAGGAUUCGCCUACACGCCUAAACGGCCUCAAGCUUCUAACUUCUAUCCUUUGGCAUCAAUCGUCUUUAGCUCCAAGCGUUUGUGUUUUUCCACAGCCAUUCUUUUGCGCGUGCUCGCUAUAUAGUGCGCAGCAUCAUAUCGUUAUUAAAGCCCGCGGCGAUAUAGUAUUAGCUAGUCGACAUCGCAAUCGACAUUCUUUCCUCAUUGCGCCGAGCCUUGCAAUUAUGGGUAUCUUGGGCAUGGCAGCGAGCUAUUUGCUCUUCUCUGUUCUUCACUUUGUCCAAUUUGUGCUUGCUGUUACCGUCUGUGGAUUAUACGGCAUUGACCUUGCGCGCGCGCGUUCCCAGGGCAAAUAUAUCGAUGGGAAAUGGGUCUACGCUGAAGUUGUGGGGGUUCUUGCCGCACUGACGGCUAUCCUCUAUUUCAUACCUUUUAUCCUACGAUUCGCUGCAGUUACGGUAUGGAACUCUAUCAUGUUUAUCUUGUGGAUAGCGCUCUUCGGUCUGUUUGGUGGCAUGUAUAUCCAUGAGGACCCCGAAGGUAAUGGAGACAUCCAGAGGAUGAAGAACGCCGUGUGGGUUGACUUGGCGAACGCACUGCUCUGGCUUAUUGGAUUCGUUGCGAGUGCCACUUAUUGGUGGACUCACCGCGAGAGGCGAAGCCGCUUUACGGGCCGUGCUCAGCUAUAAUUAUAUCAUAUACGAAGUACGGCUAUCAUAUUGUUUCGAAGAUCUGAUAAUUUUGGGGCUGAUCUUGGUGGGAAAGCUUAGGGUAUGUGCGAUUACGAUGAUGAAAACGAUAAGGGACAGCUUGGCGUUGUGAGAGUUUCGAAUACCCAAAAGCACGACUUGGAUUUCUGAAUAAUUCGUCAUGGAUGUAAAGUGACAUAAUCAGGAGUUGGAGUCGUUAGAUAGUUAUUCGAGGCUCUGCGAAGUCUAGGUAUGCCACGUUGCAUUCUUGGUCUGCAGCUCAUUCGAUUCUGCAUAAAGCAUCAAUAAGAAUGAGAUUGCUUAUUUCUCAAAGUGCCGCCUAGAACAUGACGUUUAUUGCAACGUACUCCGAAGAACCUGUCAUCAUCUACUUAAGAUAUACACCUUAACC